Messenger RNA from Fundulus heteroclitus (mummichog), 6643 nucleotides. RefSeq names its product formin homology 2 domain containing 3b (gene fhod3b). Gene Ontology annotation, molecular function: actin filament binding. The record is from RefSeq and is a predicted model, not a curated record. The transcript is spliced from 29 exons. Lineage: Eukaryota; Metazoa; Chordata; Actinopteri; Cyprinodontiformes; Fundulidae. Gene Ontology annotation, cellular component: cytoskeleton; cytoplasm. The coding region runs from base 456 to 5318 and encodes 1620 amino acids. Gene Ontology annotation, biological process: cortical actin cytoskeleton organization; sarcomere organization; cardiac myofibril assembly.
CAGUGGAUCCACCGGCUGAGGUCCGGCUGCUGAAUCCCUCUGGCGGAGUUUGUGCAUCGCUCUCGCAGACCAGGCACCAAGUGCAGCAGCAGUCCACGUCCGGCGCACCGCACCGCACCGCACCGCAGCCUGCCUCAGCACCUCACCCGCCCGCAAUGCCCUUGGACCGGCUCGCUCCGUCCGCCUGCGCAGCGCACUGACCAGCCCCGGUCUCUUCUGCGACGUGUCCCGGACCUAUCGUGGCGCAGCGUUGAAAGUCAUGGGGAAGCUCCAAGGAUAACAGGGUGCGGGGGGAUCGCCACUGCAGAGGACCUGCCGGUAGUUUGCAGCCCAGCAGCAGCAGCAGCAGCAGCAGCGGGAGGAGGAGGAGGAGGAGGAGGUUGCCUCUGGUGUCAGAGGCUUCAGCGUCGCAUCCGCUCUUCUGAUCACUUCAUAUCGCCUUGAAUGGAUACAUCAUGGCCACGUUUAUAUGCAGAGUGCAGUUCUUAGAUGACACCGACCCGUUCAACAGCACCAAUUUCCCAGAGCCCACCAGACCGCCUCUGUACACCUUCAGGGAAGACAUUCCUCUGAUCAAUCAGAUAGCUGGAGUCCACAGGCUGCUGAAAGCCCCACACAAGCCGGAUGACUGCGCCCUCCAGCUGUCCCACAAUGGAAGCUAUUUGGAUUUGGAGUCCACCCUGGCAGAGCAGAGGGAUGAACUGGAGGGAUUUCAGGAGGAUGGCGGAAGGGGCAAGAAAUACAGCGUUAUUCUUCGAUCGCAGCUUUCGGUUAGAGUUCAUGCCUGCAUUGAAAAACUCUACAAUUCUACAGGACGGGAGCUACGGAGGGCCCUUUUUUCUCUGAAGCAGAUUUUUCAGGAUGACAAAGAUUUGGUUCACGAAUUUGUGGUGGCUGAAGGACUGACGUGUUUGAUUAAAGUGGGAGCUGAAGCGGACCAGAACUACCAGAAUUACAUCCUCAGGGCUUUAGGUCAGAUAAUGCUGUACGUGGAUGGCAUGAAUGGCCUCAUAUCUCACAAUGAAACAGUCCAGUGGCUUUACACCUUGGUCGGAUCAAAGUUUCGUCUGGUGGUGAAGACGUCCCUCAAGCUGCUGCUGGUGUUUGUGGAGUACACGGAGAGCAACGCCGCCCUGCUCAUAAACGCUGUGAACACUGUGGAUAGCAAAGGAGGUAAAAAACUUUGGGCAAAUGUCAUGGAGAUCCUUGAGGAGAAGGAUGGAGUCGAUACCGAGCUGCUGGUGUUUGCCAUGACGCUCAUUAAUAAGACUCUGGCAGCCCUUCCAGAUCAGGACUCCUACUAUGACAUGGUGGACUGUCUUGAGGAGCAAGGCAUUGAAGCCAUGGCCCAGAGACACCUGAGGAGAAAGGGCACUGACCUUGAUCUGAUCGAACAGUUCAACAUCUACGAGAUGAUUCUUCGCCACGAGGACGGCGACGACGACAAAGCCCAGUUGCCCCCGUUCGGCCGAAAGGACCGUCGCAGGGCUAGCGUUGGCGGUACCAAUGAGAGACGGGGCCUGGAGAGAAGAAGGAGCCGGAGACAUUCGCUUCAGAAUAACAGAGCGCAUACUUCCAGCCUUGCAUCUCCGAGCAGCUCUCACCCCCAUUCCAGCAGCUUCCUGCCCUUCGGGGGCCAGCGGGUCGAAGACAUCAGCGAAAGAGAAGAGGAAGAUGAAGAAGAGGAGGAGGAGGAGGAGGAGGAUGAGGCAGAUGAUGAAAGCCAGCCAGACACGGAGCCCUCUAGACAGGGCUCUCGCAGUGUGGCUCCAGAUGUAGCAGACACUCCUAACAUGUGUUUGAACUUAAAGUGUAUAGCCCACCUCCUCCCUAAUGCCAGUGACCCUGAAGGACAGAGAGACAUUCUCAGCAUCAAGACCCGGACACCGUCUCCUGUGUCCGUCGCACCUAAAAAGAGGACCUUUAGUCCUUGUCUGACAGAUGCGGCUCCUUCUACAACUAACACAACUAGAGGGCCCUGCUGGGCUGAAAGAAUAAGUGCUAAUGGCGCCACCUUUCCUGGCAGAAAUCAGACUCCCACAUCCCCCAUCCACAGACUCAGUAACUCGACACCCUCCGCACCUGACUCAAAGGCUGACAGCAAAACUGCUAUUGGCAGCUUGCUGACGUCCUCGUACAGGCAGCAUCAGGAAUCUCUGACUGCGGAGAGAGAGAAGAGACGUCUGGAAAGAGAGGAGCGUCUGCAGAGGAUCGAAAGAGAAGAGAGGAAUCGAUUCAAUCGUGAUCAUGUGGAAAAGAGGGAAGAAGUGAGACAAGCCAGAGAGGAAAGGUACAAGGCAGUGGAGAGGCUGGCUGCAGAGGAAUUUGAGCGGGAGCGCCCUCGAGUGCCGACAAGAGGACGAACGGAGAUCACGCUGUGUUUGAGUCCAACGGCAACCAGCCGCUCAGUAUCCCGUUGUUCCACAUCAUCACCCUCCAUCUCACAGGAAGAGCCAGUGAAGGCUGCAGAGCAGAUGUUGGGAGCAGAACGCAUCUCAAGUCCACAGAGCAGAACCAAAAGUCCUGCGCCUGCAUUCUUAGAACCUCCCCAGACACAAUAUCACAAGACUGAGACAAAGACACGUGCAGACGCAGGGAGUGUUGCUGGGCUACAGAGCGGCGAACCUGCCGCAGCACCGCUGGAUGAGAAGGAGCUGUCAGGAAAGGACAGGCUAGAGAAACAAGCGCAGGAGAUUCUUACAGAACAGCAGGAGAGCGUUGAUGAGUUUGGAGCUGAGGAAGCAGAGGCGACCGACGCUUCAGAGGUAGGAGAGCAAGGUGGGAACGUGGACCUGGAGGAGAAGGUGCAGCCUGCAGAAGGGGAGGUGGAGGAUAGUGUGGUGCUGAGUGAGAAAGAGAGACAGAACGAGGAGGUGAAUGAAAAGGACAACUGCUCCGCAUCCAGCAUCUCCUCUACAAGCAGCACUCUGGAGAGGGAGGAGCGGGAGCAGAAACUUUCUAAAGACAACGACUCAGGCCAAUGGACCCAGUGUCUGAAGGACACAGACGUGAACGACCAAUGCAAGAAGAUUCUCAACAACAAGCGCUUCAUGCUGGACAUGCUCUACGCCCAGAAGGCUGUCUCGGAGGAUGACGGAGACGUAGCAGCGUCGGAGAAGGAAAGGUGCAAAUGUGAGAAGGAGACAGAGGCGAGUGAUUCCGUGACCAGUCUGGCCAGCAGGAUCUCCACGCUGGAGGCAAACAGACAGGCCAGAGAGGACAAUGUCAAAAAACUGGAAGUGGGAGAUCUGGACAACCACGGCAGUGUCAGAGCAGUGGCAGAGAAGUUUGGGGAUUUAGUCAAAGGUCUGACCACUCCGCUGGAGAUAGAGGCUCUUAAAGAGCAACAGCAGACGGACAAAUCGUCUGGGUCAGCUCCUAAGAAGGAGUCGGAUCAUAUCUGGGACCAGCUGAUGGCGUCCCCCAGGGAGCUGCGGAUCAAGGAAAUGGACUUCACAGAUCUGAGAGAGGAGGACGACAUGGACAUUUUAGAUAUGGAAGGCCUCAUGCCGUCACCCCCUCCGCCAUGCAGUUCCACCCUCCCACCACCUCCACCUUUGUUUGGCUGUCCCCCACCUCCUCCCAUUCCUGGCCGAAUGAUGCCCCCACCUCCUCCAUUCAUGAUUCCCGUACCACCGCCCUCUCCUCAGCUGGCUCGAGGGGAGGCCCCUCUGUUCCAGAAGAAGAAGAAGACCAUCCGCCUCUUCUGGAACGAGGUCCGUCCUGUGGACUGGCAGUGCAGGAAUCACAAGUUCUGUAAGGAGUCCCUGUGGUCCAAACUGGAGCCGGUUAAACUGGACACGUCCAAGCUGGAGCAGCUGUUUGAGACCAAGUCCAAGGAGCUGUCGGUCACAAAGAAAGCAUCAGUUGAAGGCAAACGACAAGAAAUCAUUGUCCUGGACUCGAAGCGCAGCAACGCCAUAAACAUCGGGUUAACUGUCCUGCCUCCCCCUCGCACAAUCAAGACAGCUAUUCUCAACUUUGAUGAGUAUGCACUAAACAAGGAAGGCAUUGAGAAAAUCCUCACAAUGAUCCCCACAGAGGAGGAGAAGCAGAGGAUCCAGGAGGCUCAGCUGAUGAGCCCUGACGUUCCUCUGGGCAGCGCCGAGCAGUUCCUGCUCACCCUCUCCUCCAUCACGGAGCUGUCGGCGCGCCUGCAGCUGUGGGCCUUCAAGAUGGACUACGAGCUUAUUGAGAAGGAAGUGGCAGAGCCAUUGCAGGACCUGAAAGAAGGAAUGGACCAACUUGAGAAAAACAAGACCCUCAGAUACAUCCUGACCACCCUGCUGGCCAUCGGUAACUUCCUCAAUGGCUCAAAUGCCAAAGGCUUUGAGCUGAGCUACUUGGAGAAAGUCCCGGAGGUGAAGGACACAGUUCAUAAGCAGUCCCUGUUGCACCACGCCUGCUCUAUUGUGGUGGAGAAGUUUCCGGACAGCACCGACCUUUACUCCGAGAUAGGGGCCAUCACCCGCUUGACCAAGGUGGAUUUCGACCAGCUUCAGGACAAUUUGGCCCAGAUGGAGCGUAGGUGCAAAGCAUCAUGGGAUCACCUAAAGGUCAUUGCGAAACACGAGAUGAAGUCAGCGUUGAAGCAAAAAAUGUCCGACUUCCUCAAAGACUGCGCAGAGAGGAUCAUCAUUCUGAAGAUAGUGCAUCGCAGAAUAAUCAACAGGUUUCACUCCUUCCUGUUGUUCCUGGGGCAUCCCGUCUAUGCCGUACGAGAGGUCAGCAUACAUCGCUUCAGCAAGAUCCUGAGCGAGUUCGCCCUGGAGUACCGCACAACGAGAGAGCGCGUGCUGCAGCAGAAACAGAAGAGGGCCAACCACAGAGAGAGAAACAAGACCAGAGGGAAAAUGAUAACAGAUAGUGAAGAUGACAAUGACUGUGAGAGCGGUAAAUUUGGAGGUGCAUCUUCAGAAGCACAGGAGAGCCAGUCUCAGGGUAUCCAGAGCGCUGACGAUGCAGCAGAGCAUGAAAACAUGAAGGCCGUGUUGAAAACUGGUCUGACGGACGGAGAGAGCUGCACGUCCACAGUGCCCGGCCUGCGGAGUCGUACCCGAGGCGGCAGCCUCAGAGGACGCGUUGCUCCGUGGUGUUCUGCCAGUGACGACCCUGUAAACUGCACAGACGAUACAGCUGAUGAGAUCAUGGAGCGGAUUGUUCGAUCAGCCACUCAGGGGCCCAGCCAGAGGACGCUCCCUCGCGAGAGGAGGCGAUCCCGACUCAACAGGAAAUCAUUAAGGAGGACUCUAAAGAGCAGCUUGACGACAGAGGAGGCGAACGCUCUUGGCUUGUCCAGUGGCGAGCUGCAGGUGUGAGGCAGACCAAGAUCCUGCUGGAUAUUAAGAAGACUGUCGGCCCUUUCACUGCCCCCUCCGCCCCACGCCCCCCCCCCCACCCUUCCGGUCCAGACUGGAAAUCCACCCCUCUCUUCUUGCUCGGGGCGUAAACCACAGCAAGCCUUGGAUGGGUUGUCUGGUUUACGUACGUUGAUACGAGAGACGGGGGUGGGGGGGGAAACCGCUGAGAAAGAUCUCAAUCUUAAACCUGUGGGCCCGAAAAAACAGCUUAGCAUUCAAACCACUAAGCUUGGCUUUUUGCUGGAUGAACACAGAACGACUGCUUUUGCAAGGCUUUAUCCCGGUCAUCCUUCAAAUGCAACGUGCACCCACAAAGGUUUUUCCGCUUUGUUUUGUGCGCGCGCCCGAGGCUGCCAGUGCACGCGUUUCAAUCCCUACGUACGGCCCUCCCUGGACCCUAAAGGCUGAGCCGGCUGCAGAUCCUGAACCCUUAAAAUUACUGUUGGCUGGGGGUCGAACGACAUACGUAGCUGAGCUGAAUGAUAUUUCAUCUAUUGAAUAGAUGGCUUAGUGCUGAUGGAUAUUUUGUUGUAUACUACUGGGGUAUUUUGUGUUUCAUAUUGGUCUGAAAAGGUGUUUAGAUAAGGAACAUUUGCACUGGAUGUAGACGUUGGCUAGGAUUGGAAUGUGAGAUUCUUGACACUGAUGAACCACUCUGACAUCUGAAUCUGACAAUACGCUCAUCAAUGCGCCAGCUAUUCCACAGUAGCACAGUUUUUACAUGAAUAAAGUGGACAGUUUGAAGGCCGAUGUGCAUUAGUUUACAGGUAAAGAAGGAAUUUAUUAGUGUAGAUAUGCUUUUGAAGAAAAGGAGGAAAAAAAAUGUUUAGCGUUGCAUUGUCAGAGCAAUUCUUAAAUAAAAACUAAAACGCUGGCAAGUGUUAAAAGGGGGCAGUCAUAGGUCGUACUCUUUCUAAAGUUGUAUUUUGUAGAAACUAUGAGCUGCAUAAUUCAGUGCCUUGCAGACACAGUUAUUUAUUAAUUCAUGCUUUCAGGGACAUGUGAGCACAUGCUACAGGUGUGCAGCCUUUGUAUUAGAAGAUCAUUUUAAUGUUGGUCAGUGUUUUUAAACCCAUCACAGCAAAAUAGCUUCUUUUUUUUUUGCCUUCAUGAGAAGAAUAUGUAGUUUCUACAACAACGUCAAGCUGGUUUAGAACAUCAUCUAGCCUUUGUGUAAGAUUUGUGCACAUGCAACUAAAUUAAAGGGAAAUGUUAUUAUUGGCCAAGUUAAUCUGUAGUUUGAAUGGCAUUAAAGAAUGUCUCACUUUGUGUCCUUUAAGGAA